UGCACAAUGCCGACGCCUCAGCCGAAAAACAUAGAAGAUGAUGUAAAAAUGAAAUGGGAAUGUUCCCCCGAAGUAAGCCUUGGAUCGCCGAUGAACAGUGAGACAGUGACCGGGAGUUAUCGGGGGCAGGAUUGGGCUGGUUUAGUGGGAAACACGAUCGCGACUGGCUCUGGGAGCAGUCUCGGAGACGCCAUUUUGAGUUCAGUCUUCUCACAUCCCAGCUCACCACAACAUCAGCCUAAUGUUUCACACAGUGGAGAGAUGGAACACCAUGGGAAUGAUGCGAUCCACACCGCAGAACAGGAAUCCAGUUUUUACAAACUUUCAAGACACGCUAGUGAGAAACCCUACAUGUGUGGGGAGUGUGGGUACAGGGCAGCUAAAAAGUCUUGUGGGCACAGGACAACUUCCAAGUCUGUCUUAUCCCAACAUAUGAGAACCCACACAGGAGAAAAACCCUACAAGUGUGAUCAGUGUGACUAUUCUGCUUCAGUGAAGUCCAGAUUGGUCCAUCAUUUAACACAACAUACUGACGAAAAACCUUAUUUAUGUGAUGAGUGUGGGUACAGGACAGCUGACAAGUCUAAUUUAUCCCGACAUAUGAGAACCCAUACAGGAGAAAAACCCUACAAGUGUGGUGAGUGUGGGUACAGGACAGCUAAAAAGUCUCAUUUAACCAGUCAUAUGAAAACCCACACAGGAGAGAAACCUUACAAGUGUGACCAUUGCGAUUAUUCUGCAGCAGAAAAAUCCUAUUUGCACUGUCAUUUUUUAAGAAAACAUACAGGUGAAAAACCCUAUUUAUGUGAUGAGUGUGGGUACAGGACAGCUGACAAGUCUAACUUAUCCCGUCAUAUGAGAACCCAUACAGGAGAAAAACCCUACAAGUGUGACCAGUGUAACUAUUCUACAGCAAUGAAAUCCAAAUUGGUCCGUCAUUUAACACAACAUACCGGUACUGUCGAAAAACCCUAUUUAUGUGAUGAGUGUGGGUACAGGACAGCUGAAAAGUCUAAUUUAUCCCGACAUAUGAGAACCCAUACAGGAGAAAAACCUUACAAGUGCGACCAGUGCGAUUAUUUUUCAGCACAGAAAUCCAAAUUGGUCCGUCAUUUAACAAAACACACUGGAGAGAAACCUUACAUGUGUGGGGAGUGUGGGUACAGGACAGCUGACAAGUCAAACUUAUCCCAACAUAUGAGAAUCCACACAGGAGAAAAACCCUACAAGUGUGACCAGUGUGACUAUUCUACAGCAGUGAAAUCCAAAUUGGUCCGUCAUUUAACACAACAUACCGGUACUGUCGAAAAACCGUAUUUUUGUGAUCAUUGUGGGUACAGGGCAGCUGAAAAAUCUAGGUUAUCCCAACAUAUGAGAAUUCACACAGGACAAAAACCUUACAAGUGUGACCAGUGUGACUUUUCUACAGCACAGAAAUCGAAUUUGGACCAACACCAUGUUGCCAAACACACAGGUGAGAAACCCUACAUGUGUGGUGAGUGUGGGUACAGGGCAGCUUACAAGUCUGACUUAUCCAAACAUAUGAGAACCCACACAGGAGAAAAACCAUACAAGUGUGACCAGUGUAACUAUUCUACAGCAGUGAAAACCAAUUUGGCCCGUCAUUUAACACAACAUACUGACGAAAAAAACUUUUUAUGUGGUGAAUGUGGGUACAGGACAGCUGACAAAUAUAACUUAACCCGGCAUAUGAGAAACCAUAUGGGAGAAAAACCAAAGAAUUACAAUUGUGACUAUUGUGACUAUUCUGCAGCAGAGAAAUCCACUUUGCACUAUCAUCUAACAAAACACACCGGUGAGACACAGAAAGACCAUUAG
This is a messenger RNA of Branchiostoma floridae (Florida lancelet), 1839 nucleotides long. Its product is annotated as gastrula zinc finger protein XlCGF57.1-like. Gene Ontology annotation, biological process: regulation of transcription by RNA polymerase II. NCBI's taxonomy places the organism in Eukaryota, Metazoa, Chordata, Leptocardii, Amphioxiformes, Branchiostomatidae. The transcript has 4 exons. Gene Ontology annotation, cellular component: nucleus. The record is from RefSeq and is a predicted model, not a curated record. Gene Ontology annotation, molecular function: RNA polymerase II transcription regulatory region sequence-specific DNA binding; DNA-binding transcription factor activity, RNA polymerase II-specific. The coding region runs from base 7 to 1839 and encodes 610 amino acids.